AUGGAUACUAUAAGAAAAUCAAUAGGAAUUGGAGAUGUUGCUUGGAGUUCUUGCAAUAGUCGAGAAGAAAAAUCUUCAAAGAUUUUGCAUGCGUUGGAGCGGAAAAAAUUUGUUUUAUUGCUGGAUGAUGUGUGGGAGAGAUUGGACUUGAAUUUGGUGGGGGUACCUCAUCCAACAGAUUCAAACUCUGAGUCCAAAGUGUUACUCACAACACGAUUGAAGGAUGUGUGCGCAAAAAUGCAAGCUCCAGAACCACUCAAAGUGGACUUUUUGAAUGAAAAAGAAGCAUUAGAGUUAUUUCAUAUCAAAGUUACAGAAGAAACUUUAAACUACGACCCUAGGAUCAGAGACCUAGCAAAAGAAAUGGCAGCAGAGUGUAAAGGGCUGCCUCUUGCGUUAAUUGUGGUAGGAAUUGCCAUGGCUGGUGUGGAAGAUGUUAACGUAUGGGAGUGCUCAAAAAAUAAGUUGACAAAAGACUAUGAGAUUCGGGUCACUGAUAUCAUUGAUAAAUGGAUAGGGGAGGGGUUUAUCUGUAGAGAUAUGACAAAAAGCAUACAAGACAUUCGUAAUGAUGGUCAAUUUGUGAUUGCAAAGUUGAAGCUUUGCUGCUUGUUGGAGAGUGUUGAAGAUAAUGUUGAUUUAGGUCGUUCGUUUAAGAUGCAUGAUAUGAUUCGAGAGAUGGCAUUGUGGUUAUCUUGUGACCAAGAUAAAAGAAUUAAAAGGGUUCUUGUACAAGGAGAUGCGAUAACAACAUCUCAUGAUGAUGUUGAAAAAUGGAAAAUUGUUGAGAGGAUUUCAAUCAUGAAUAGGGGAGUACAGCAUGUAGCACCUGUAACUUAUCCUAAUUUAGUAACAUUAUUGUUGAGGCAUUGUGGUAAACAAUAUUUGCAAAACCUGAAAUGCAUGACCAAAUUAAAGGUGUUAGAACUAUGUUGUCCUGAUAUAUGUGAACUUGAAGAAAUUAGUGAGUUAGUUCUGUUAGAAUAUCUUUUUUUAACGAUAAAUGGAUUUGACUAUCCCAAGGAGUUGAAGGAGUUGAAGAAUUUGAAGAAUUUGAAGGUAUUCAAUUUGUCCUUGAGAGAUGGUAAUAUUGUAAAUAUUCCAUCGGGAGUGAUAUCAAGUCUUCGACAAUUAAGAGUGUUGAGAGUUUAUUACGACGGGGAACUUGAAAAAAUGGUGAAGCAGAGGAAAAAUUCAUAG
Neltuma alba is the source of this 1200-nucleotide messenger RNA. Its product is annotated as probable disease resistance protein At5g63020. The record is from RefSeq and is a predicted model, not a curated record. Gene Ontology annotation, biological process: defense response to other organism. The transcript is spliced from 2 exons. Lineage: Eukaryota; Viridiplantae; Streptophyta; Magnoliopsida; Fabales; Fabaceae. Gene Ontology annotation, molecular function: ADP binding. Bases 1 to 1200 code for a protein of 399 amino acids.